GGAGCGCCGGUCGUGUCCCUCGACGUCCUUCGCGACAACUCCUCGGCUUGACUCGACAAGUCACAAAGGUCUUCGUCGACUUGCAUCGGGGGAGGAAUCCGACUCUCUCGCCAAGCGACACCUCUCUGCUUUCUCUGUCUUCUGAUCUAUCCGCAGCCAGCACCAUUCUCUCACCAUGGUCCGGUUAAGUCUGCAAGGCCUGGCCGUCGCUGGCCUGGCUGCUCAGCGUGCAUCCGCCGCGCUGCCGGCCAUUGACUGGCAGGACAACAAGUCCAUCGCGGCCGCGGCCAAGCUCGUUGCACAGGACAUGUUGUCAUUCUACCCUCCAUACAACGGCGUGCUGGGCUGGACGAUCGGUAUCCUGCCUGGCCCGCCACCGGACGGCGACUACUACUGGUGGCAGGGCGGAGCCAUGUGGGGGACGCUGCUCGACUACCGGCACUACACUGGCGACACGUCGUUUGACAAGUUCAUUACGGAGGCGAUGACGGCGCAGGUGGGCAACAACAAGGACUACAACCCGCGCAACUGGUCGGCAUCGAUGGGCAACGACGACCAGGCGUUCUGGGGCAUGUCGGCCAUGAUCGCGGCCGAGACGGGGUACACGGACCCGCCAAAGGACCAGGCGCAGUGGCUGGCGCUGGUGCAGGCCAUCAACUACGAGCAGACCAACCUGGAGCGGCGGGCGCCCGACGACGGGACGCCGUGCUCGUGGGGCCUGCGAUGGCAGGUGUACCAGACCAACAACGGCUGGGACUACAUCAACACCAUCUCCAACGCGUGCUAUAUGAACAUGGCGGCCCGACUGGGGCGGUACUACGGCAACACGACGUACCUGGCGCAGGCGGAGCGGACGUACGAUUUUAUGAAGAAGCUGGGCUACAUCAACGGCCAGUACGACGUCUUUGACGGCGCCCACCUGCCGCGCUGCGACGACAUCAACAAGUUCCAGUUCUCGUACAACUCGGCGCUGCUCAUCCAGAGCACCGCCUUCAUGUACAACGCCACCAACGGCGACGCAAAGUGGAAGGCCGAGCUCGACAGCCUCAUCAAGCGCACCAUCGAGGUCUUCUUUGGCGACAAGGGCAUCGCGUUCGAGCUCAACUGCGAGGCCGCAAAGUGCACCACCGACAUGGAGUCCUUCAAGGGCUACCUCCACCGCUGGAUGGCCUACGCCAUGCAGCUCGCCCCCUACACGCGCCAGACCAUCAUGCCGGUCCUGCAGAGCAGCGUCAAGGCCGCCGUCAAGACGUGCACGGGCGGCGCCAACGGGCGCAUGUGCGGUUUCCGGUGGAGCAGCGGGCAGUUUGACAAAGAGUCAGCAGGCCACCAGAUGAACGUCCUCGGCGCCCUCAUCUCCGUCAUGGACCCGGCCACCAUCCAGCCCAUGCUCAACAACAAGACGGGCACCUCGGUAGGCGACUUCAACGCGGGCAGCGACGCCGUCGACCCCAUGAGCUUCGCGCCCAUCACCACGGGCGACAAGGCCGGCGCGGGCAUCGUCACCGCCAUCAUCAUGGCCGUCGCGCUGGGUGCCUUCGCCUGGAUGAGCAUUGAUUAAACUUUCCGAGGGAAGGCGCGCACGAGAGAGAUUAGAUUGGAUCGGAUCGGCCCGGGUGUGCUCAUAUGAGAUGAUUGAAGGAGGGAAGGGGUGGCUCGGGCGGUAGUGGCAGGCAGACCUGAGAACUCUUUUCUGGGAAGAGAAAAGUUCAGCGUCUGGUCCCCAGCUGCUGGUACUCUCCCCCACGACCUCUGCUCUGGCCUCGCCUGGCCUGGACUCUUGCCCAGCCGUCGACACAUCUAACAAAUACUUGCUUGAACCAAUUUUACAUAC
Messenger RNA from Microdochium trichocladiopsis, 1834 nucleotides. Its product is annotated as mannan endo-1,6-alpha-mannosidase DCW1. Lineage: Eukaryota; Fungi; Ascomycota; Sordariomycetes; Xylariales; Microdochiaceae. Gene Ontology annotation, biological process: carbohydrate catabolic process; fungal-type cell wall biogenesis. The transcript has 3 exons. Bases 176 to 1561 code for a protein of 461 amino acids. Gene Ontology annotation, molecular function: mannan endo-1,6-alpha-mannosidase activity. The record is from RefSeq and is a predicted model, not a curated record.